Messenger RNA from Phragmites australis (common reed), 1632 nucleotides. RefSeq names its product glycosyltransferase BC10-like. The record is from RefSeq and is a predicted model, not a curated record. Gene Ontology annotation, molecular function: glycosyltransferase activity. The transcript has 2 exons. Bases 372 to 1478 code for a protein of 368 amino acids. Lineage: Eukaryota; Viridiplantae; Streptophyta; Magnoliopsida; Poales; Poaceae. Gene Ontology annotation, cellular component: membrane.
GCGAGACCCAUUGCCAUCCGUAACCGUCCACUCCAGCUCGCGCCGCAAAUCAAAAGAGCCCCUCCCUCCCACCAAUCCCACUGCAACUAUUUCAUCUCCUGUCUCUGCGGGCUGCUCGUCAGUGCGAGGGAGACGAGAAAGCGAGAGGAGAGGAGAGGCGGACGCGAACGAGCAAGCACGGAGCACUCACUCCCCUCCCUCCUCUUCGGCUUCUUCGUGGCUUUCUUGGCCUUCUACCGAUCGCCAAGUUGAGGUCUUGACGCCGGAUUCGAGUGAUUCGACCCGCUCCGACCACGCCCCGUGUUUCUUUCCCCAGAAUUGAACUCGUCUCCAGGAAUUCUAUCGCCCCACCGGGCUGCAGCGCCAGCGCCAUGAUGUCGUCGCCGAUGGUGCUGUCGCUCCUCCUCUUCGUGUCGCUCACGGCGCUGCUGCUUUUGGCGCCGAGGCUCUCGCCGCCUCCGCCCCCGGUGGCUGCGGGGGAUCAGGAGGAGGUGCCCGCCGCGGGGGUAGGUGUUGGUGGCGCCGGGAGCGGUGGGCCGUGGGGAGUGGGCGUCGGGGAGGAGGCUGAUGACCUCGCCCUGUUCCGCCGCGCGACGCUGGACGCCGGCGCGGGGGCUGCUGUCUCGGCGGCACCGUCCAAGGUGGCGUUCCUGUUCCUGACCAACUCCGACCUCACCUUCGGGCCGCUGUGGGAGCGGUUCUUCGCCGGGCACGAGGGUCGGUUCAGCGUCUACGUGCACGCAGACCCGGCAGCGCAGCUGCUGCUGCCGCCCACGCCGUCGUUCCGGGGCCGGUUCGUGGCGGCCAAGCCGACGCGGCGCGCGGACCCGAGCCUCAUCGCCGCCGAGCGGCGCCUGCUGGCCGCGGCGCUGCUCGACGACGCGGCCAACGUCUACUUCGCGCUGCUGUCCCAGCACUGCGUCCCGCUCCAGUCCUUCGCGCGCCUCUACGGCGCGCUCUUCCCGCCGCGAGCCGCGCACCACCACCGCCUGCCCAGCUACAUCGAGGUGCUCACCGGCGAGCCGCAGAUGCCGUCGCGCUACGUGGCGCGCGGCGAGGACGCCAUGCUCCCCGAGGUCCCCUACGACCGGUUCCGCAUCGGGUCCCAGUUCUUCACGCUCGCCCGCCGCCACGCCGCGCUCGUGGUCGGCGAACGCCGCCUGUGGCGCAAGUUCCGCGUGCCCUGCCUGCCGGAGAUGCAGCAGGACUCGUGCUACCCGGAGGAGCACUACUUCCCGACGCUGCUCGACAUGGCCGACUCCGCCGGCGUCGCACGGUACACGCUCACGCGCGUCAACUGGACCGGCAGCGUCGCGGGCCACCCGCACACGUACACCGCGCCGGAGGUGUCGCCGCGGCUCAUCGCCCAGCUGCGCGCCUCCAACCACACCCACCCCUACAUGUUCGCGCGCAAGUUCGCGCCCGACUGCCUCGGCCCGCUCUUGGCCAUCGCCGACACCGUCCUCUUCAAAGACUGACGGAUGCGCCGUGGCUAGCUGAGGUAUCAAAUUGGGGUCAGCAACAGGGAAAGCAGUGGCCCAGCUCUCUCUGCAUCUUCUCCAGAGUUCACAGUUCAGACUUGAGUUUCCCCCCUCCCCUGUACCGGUGCUGCUGUACUUUCUGUAGAUUAGA